Tupaia belangeri chinensis (Chinese tree shrew) is the source of this 1515-nucleotide messenger RNA. RefSeq names its product butyrophilin-like protein 1. Gene Ontology annotation, molecular function: signaling receptor binding. Lineage: Eukaryota; Metazoa; Chordata; Mammalia; Scandentia; Tupaiidae. The transcript has 9 exons. Gene Ontology annotation, cellular component: external side of plasma membrane. The coding region runs from base 1 to 1515 and encodes 504 amino acids. Gene Ontology annotation, biological process: regulation of cytokine production; T cell receptor signaling pathway. The record is from RefSeq and is a predicted model, not a curated record.
AUGAAGGUCCUUAGAGCACAGAGCUCUGAGCUUAUUAUUCCCUGCACAGCUCUGCACAUGCCCUCUAAUGUCAAUAAUGUGUCCAGGUUUUCUGUGAAGGGACCAGUUGAGCCCAUCGUGGCCCUGCUAGGGGCAGACGCCACUCUGCCCUGCCAGGUGUCCCCUGAGCAGAGUGCAGCACACAUGCACAUCCGGUGGUACCGGACCCAGCUUUCCCCCGCUGUGCUGGUGGUCCAGAAUGGACAGGAGCAAGGCGCCGAGCAAAUGCUGGAGUACCGUGGCAGGACCAAGUUGGUGCGAGACUCCCUCAGCAAUGGGGCAGUGGCUCUGCAGAUACAACAUAUCCGGGCCUCUGACCACGGCCAGUAUCGGUGUUAUUUCAAAAUUGGUGACAUCUCUGAAGAGGCCAUUGUGGAGCUGAAUGUUAUAGGACUGGGCUCUGCCCCUCACGUUUACAUGGCAGGGGUAGAGGAAGAUGGGAUUCGAGUGCUGUGUUCCUCGGAUGGCUGGUUCCCCAAGCCCACCGUGAAGUGGAGAAAUAUGGCAGGAGUGAAGCUACCAUCCCCCCCUGAGUCUCAGACCCAAGACGGAGAUGGGCUUUUCCGUGUGGAGGCAUCUCUUGUGGUCACAGACAGCUCCCUGGGCAACGUGACCUGCACCAUCCAGAAUCCCCUCUCCGGCCAGGAGAAAGCAGCAGCUAUCUUCCUCCCAGAGCCCUUCUUCCCCAGGAUGAAUCCAUGGAAGGCAGCCCUGGCUGGGACACUCCCUGUGUUAGGGAUCCUCCUCAUUGGGAUCAGUUACUUUGGCUGGAGAGAACAUCAAGCAAAGGAGGAAGAAAUAACAAAAAAGGAAAAGGAAGCUGAGGAAAGAGAUCAGAUGGUGAAGGAAAAGGAAGAAGCACUUACAACCAAAGCAAACCUCACGGAAGAGCUGGAAUCCCGAAAGGCAUUAUACAAAGAAGAUUGGAAAAAGGCUCUGCUAUAUCCUGACUGGAGGAAGGAAUUGUUCCAGUCUGCCAAAGUGACUAUAAAUUAUGAACCAUUUCGUCAGAUCAAUUCUGACCCAGAAAAAAAUGAGAAUGGUGGAGAAGAAACACACAAUCUACCUCUCAAUGAUAAUCAGGAAGACAGCAAUCUUAUCACUCUUGAUCAGGAAGAUUUUAUGUCAGGGAGAUAUUACUGGGAGGUGGACCUUCCGGAUGCUGAUGAGUGGACUCUAGGAAUGUAUGAGAAGUGCACAGGUGAAAAUGGACCAUCCAAAAUAUUCAGAGUCUUAGAGAAGAAAGGUGGAUAUAGAGCUCUCACCUGUCCUUCAGAAAAGUCCCCAGAAAACCUUCCCUUGACAAAAAAUCUGCAGAAGAUUGUGAUUUUCUUGGAUUAUGGGGAUGGAGAUAUUUCUUUCUAUGACAUGAGUGAUGGGGCCCACAUCUUUUCCUUCACCAAGGCCAGCUUCUCUGGACCCGUGUAUCCCUACUUAACACGUAAAUCCAUGACACUCUCCCCAUCUACAAAAUAA